Messenger RNA from Hirundo rustica (Barn swallow), 1033 nucleotides. RefSeq names its product distal-less homeobox 6 (gene DLX6). Gene Ontology annotation, molecular function: DNA-binding transcription factor activity, RNA polymerase II-specific; RNA polymerase II cis-regulatory region sequence-specific DNA binding. The record is from RefSeq and is a predicted model, not a curated record. The coding region runs from base 111 to 917 and encodes 268 amino acids. Lineage: Eukaryota; Metazoa; Chordata; Aves; Passeriformes; Hirundinidae. Gene Ontology annotation, biological process: regulation of transcription by RNA polymerase II; cell differentiation; embryo development. The transcript has 3 exons.
CCUCUCCAGCGGUGCCGCGGCGGGUAAGGGGAGCGGCGGUGGCUGGGCAGAGAGGAGGCAGAGCGCGGGGGGCGAGCCGGGGAGCACCGCGCUCUCCCUCCCAAACUUUGAUGAUGACCAUGACUACGAUGGCUGACGGGCUGGACGCGCAAGACUCCUCCAAAUCCGCCUUCAUGGAGUUCGGGCAACAGCAGCCGCCGCCGCCGCAGCCGCCGCCGCCGCCCCACUCCCAGCAGAGCUCGCCGGCGAUGGCUGGAGCCCAUUACCCGCUGCACUGCCUGCACUCCGCCGCCGGCUCGCACCCGCACCACCAGCAUCACCACCACAGCUCGCCCUACUCCGGCAGCGCCGGCUCCUACAACCACCGCUCGCUGGCCGCCUACCCCUACGUGAGCCACUCGCAGCACAGCCCUUACCUCCAGUCCUACCACAACAGCAGCGCGGCCAGCCAGACGCGGGCGGACGACGCAGAUCAGCAAAAAACCACAGUGAUUGAAAACGGUGAAAUCAGAUUUAAUGGAAAAGGGAAAAAGAUUCGGAAGCCUCGAACCAUUUACUCUAGUCUACAACUCCAGGCUUUAAAUCAUCGCUUUCAGCAGACUCAGUACCUGGCACUUCCAGAGAGAGCUGAACUGGCAGCUUCAUUAGGACUUACCCAGACACAGGUGAAGAUCUGGUUUCAGAACAAGCGCUCCAAAUUCAAGAAGCUGCUCAAGCAGGGCAGUAACCCCCAUGAGAGCGACCCUCUGCCCGGCUCCGCUGCCCUCUCCCCUCGCUCUCCAGCUCUGCCUCCAGUCUGGGACGUUUCAGCCUCUGCCAAGGGAGUCAAUAUGCCUCCAAACAGCUACAUGCCUGGCUAUUCUCACUGGUAUUCUUCUCCACAUCAAGACACAAUGCAGAGACCACAAAUGAUGUGAAUUGUCCAAGAGAAAUAAUCUCCCAAGAACGCCUCGUCUCGACAUGGCAAGAAGUUCCCCUGCUUUGCCAAGCCGUGCCAGCUAACAGGCUCUGUGUGAACUUGUAGAUGCGGCAA